This is a messenger RNA of Leptopilina boulardi, 5764 nucleotides long. RefSeq names its product LIM domain and actin-binding protein 1. NCBI's taxonomy places the organism in Eukaryota, Metazoa, Arthropoda, Insecta, Hymenoptera, Figitidae. Bases 361 to 4674 code for a protein of 1437 amino acids. The record is from RefSeq and is a predicted model, not a curated record. Gene Ontology annotation, cellular component: plasma membrane; actin cytoskeleton. The transcript is spliced from 21 exons. Gene Ontology annotation, biological process: actin filament bundle assembly. Gene Ontology annotation, molecular function: actin filament binding.
UAUUGUGAUCACGGUUGGGCCCGCGGAUAGUCUGGCUUAAACCAUUACGCACUCGGCGUGCCUCAGUCAAGCUCGAGACAUCGUCGUGAAAGGAACGUUUCGAAUUUUGAAAUCAACCGGUCUUCAAACGAACCCACCAUUUUACCACCACCCAUCACCGGCACCACCCUCGCCCGCAUUAUAAUAUAGUGUUUGUCUCGUGCAGUGCGUGUUCUGUUUAAUCUCAUAAAACAAAAAAAGAUAUUGAAAAAAAAAAUCUUCAACCGCAAAAGGAACCACCGGCGGAGCACCAGAGAAAGGCGGACUUAGAUUUUGCCCAUUUUCUAUAUAUACAGAUAUAUAUAUUCCAUACAUCUUAGAAUGGCCGAAGUGGGGACAAAGAAAUCCAUGAAUGUCGUAAGUAAACAGAAUAACGAAGUGUGCAGUGUUCUUUCUAACAACAGUUUGAUUGAUUUGGAUAACAUAAGCACGAGUAACAAUCAGCUAAUUUCACUUUGCGACGACGAUGAAGAUGAGGAUGAAUUGAUUUUAUCAAAUAAUACAAAAAAUGAACUCAAUACUGAUGACAAAAGUCUUCAGGAAUUGAUAGAAAAUGAAUUAGCCCUUAGGAUUUGUUCUGGAAAUAAUGAUGAGGAAGAAAUUGAAGAUGAAGAUGAUGAGGAUUCUAUUAAAGUACAACCGGAAAUUAAAAAAAUUGUCCUUGAACCCAGACCAAAUCCACUUGAUGUUAAUGAAGAAUUUCUCAUAGCUGAAAUAGAUCAUUAUUCAUUAAUUGAAGAGCCCUAUGGUUAUCAAAAUGGUCACACAGAAUCAAAUCCAAAGAAUCAAUUCAAUUCAGAUGAGAUGCUUGAAGAUAAUGCCGAUGUUGAAACAGUAAAAUUUACAAAUGACGAAAUGAUUUUAGAAUCAGAAUCAGAUGUUAGAUUCAGUGAAAAAGAAAUUGUUUCUGAUGAUGUUGAUGAAUCGUUUAAAGUAACUCAGACUGCUGAUGAAUUAUUGAAUGGAUCUGCGGAAAUGAAUCAUAUUCAUAAAAAUUUAAACGAUAAAUACGAAAAUGAGGAAGUGAUAGUUGAAGAGAAAUCAAAUAUGGAAAAUGUUGAGAUUGUCCAAGAAGACAAUUUCUCAGAUCUUCCAGAAGCUGAUAGGAAAAUAGUUGAAAAUUCAAAUACGUGGUCAAAUGUAAAUACAGGUAAUUCGAUUCAGUAUGAUUUUUCAGAUGAUUUCAAUGAAAUUUUAAAUGAAAAUUCAACAAAUGAUAGUCCCUCCCACAAACCAGAAGAAGACACUUAUCUUCCGAAUUAUGAUUUGGGAAAUGAGAUAUCGUCAAAAGAGGCAUCGGGAAUUGAUGAAAAAGACUGUUCUCCAAAUAAAGACACUUGUGAAUUGUUUUCAGUAGACAAGUCAGUGAUGGAGAAUAAAGUUGAAAAAAUUAUCGAUAACAAUGAGUGCCUUUCUGAUUUUAUUAAGACUGAUAUCAAUGUAUCGUGUCAAAUCGAUCAAGAAUUAAUAAAAGAUGAAUCUCAAGACUGUGCUUCUAAAUGCGAUACAAUUCAAAAUGGAAUGAUUAAUGGUGGAAAUUUUAAAUCUGAUUUUGAUUCAUGGACAACGGUUGAAGCUGCCACAAUGGAUGAAAAUGGCCUAGAAAAUAAUAUUUGCAAAAACAAUGAAAAUUUGAUGGUGAAUUUUGAGAAAGAAGAAAAAACAAAUUACAACGAGAAAACAGAUACUAAAGUAUCAGUUAUAAUUGAUGCCGGAAGCAGUGAUGAUUCUAGUUCUGAUGACAGUGAAAACCGUGAAGAAGUGUUAACUACCAGUACGGUAGUUACCUCAACUUCAACUACAAAAACCGCGACGAAGACGAAGAAGAAGAAAAUCGAAGGUAUUGCUGGUAGCGAUGCAUCGCCAAAUCACACCCCUCGAACCAAGAAAACUAAAAAAAGCAAAAAGAGUGAGCUUGAAAAGGAAAAUAUCUCCGUGAACGGUAACGUAGAAGAUUCAAGCAUGCAUACGAGUUCCCGUCAAGUUUCCUCGGAGACAAAUGAAAUCUCCGACGAGAACGAUCUUUCCAACGUCAACGUUAAAUCUCUGACACAAAAUUACGUGUCAGAAGCAAAUCGUAGCGAACUGGAGAAAUCCCAUAAAGAAGUAAUUGCCACUGGAAUCUCUAUUAAGCAAUUGUGUCGCAGCUUUGGCGACAUCUCAAACAUGAGCGAUGGAGACCAAGUGCCACUCGGCAAUUCUGAACACGCCAAGACUCAGGAGAAAGCAAAAUCUAUGAGUGACUUGAGACUGUGGGAGCAGGAGCGUUCGCAGCUCAUCAAUCGCAAACCGAUAUUCACUGGUGUGUCUGUCAAGGCCCUCAGGGCUUCCUACUGUAGUUUGGCUAAUCUAACGGAAUGUGGUAAGGAGAAGGUCCAAUCACAUGAAAAUUUUUAUUAUAAGAAAUCGAGUUUCAACAAAUUCGACGCUCUUAGCAAAAAGUCUGUUCUUCACGUUCGAUCAGUGGACGCGGGAAAAGUUCAACAACAACUAAAUGCCGUAGGCCAAAACGGUGAUGCAAAUCCAAAUUGUCGUAGUUGUGGGAAAGUUGUAUUUCAAAUGGAACAAACCAAGGCUGAAGGAUUAGUUUGGCACAAGAAUUGUUUCCGAUGUGUUCAAUGUAGUAAACAACUUAGCGUUGACAAUUAUCAAAGCCACGAAAGUACACUUUACUGCAAAGCUCACUUUAAAGAACUCUUUUUACCUAAACCAGUCGAAGAGUCAGAUCAACCUGUGCGACCUCGAAAGCCGGAAAUGAUAAUUCGCGAGAACGAGCCGAAAGAAUUGCCACCCGAUGUGGUUAGAGCAUCUGACAAACCAGACCUCGGAUUGGAGGAGCUUUCCACAUUGAACGUUAAAUCGCGGUUUCAAGUGUUUGAAAAAGCGUCAACCGAAACCACAAAUGACAUCGAAAGGUCACCCUCUCAAGUGGCAGUAAAAAGAUCGCCCAGCAUUCUCAGUAAAUUGGCCAAAUUCCAAGCGAAAGGUAUGGAUAUUGGAGUUGCUGAUGAAUCACUCAAUGGAAUACCAUAUGAAGAAAGUAGCGCGAGUGAAGAGGAAAUCGAGGAAGAAGAGACAGAAGAAGUCGAUACAGAAAUCGUGAGGGCAAAACGAGGAGCUCGAGAGCGACCCAUUAGCUUUACAAAAAUGGAUGAUAUGAAAAAUCGAUGGGAAACAACGAGUCAACAAGGAAGACGCGAGUCCCAAAGAGAGGCAAGGAAAGAAGAGAUUGCGGGCAUUCGAUCAAGACUUUUUAUGGGCAAGCAAGGGAAAAUGAAAGAAUUAUAUCAACAAGCAGUAGCAGAUAGUGAACGUAUAACAAAAGUAAAUGCAGUUGAAGAAAUACAACAUGCAACAAAUGCACGUUCAAUCAAAGAAAAAUUCGAAAGAGGCGAGUCAAUUCCAGCAUCGGAUGAUGUUAACGAAAACAAAGAGAAACCAGACGAGGAAGUUAUAGCAGCAGGUAUUAGUCGUAAGUCACGAUCACUAUUCUUGGAAUUGGAUGCUUCAGCAGCAAAAACUGGAAGACCGGUUACACCUGUAAAUCCCAAAACUACGACAGAAACACCACGAAGAGCCAGAGAUAAGGCGUUCAUGGGCCGUCAAGUUUCGGACGAUGUUGUACGCAGUUCGGACACAACUGCUGAGGUGCAGGUCGAGACCUCCGACAUUUCAAACAAAUUUAAAUUCUUCGAGACCUACAAAGAGCCUGAGAAGAAGAGAAGACAAUUUCGCAUUACUCCCCCUCGCGACGGUCAAAUGAAGAUGAAUUCACCUGACAGAGAAGUAUAUCGUGAUCCAGAUGUCGUCAGAGCUGAUGACAGAGUUGAUGAAGUGGUCCAUACCGACACAGCGAGAAAAAUGCUAUCAAUAUUCCGACAAAUGGAGGAAAAUGCCACCAAGGAAGAAAUUCCAGAUGGACCUAAACCUCUUAAGCGAUUUACACCACCACCCGAGGACAAAUUCUCAAAACCCACUGCCUCAGAAUCCGAAGAUGAGGAGGAAGAGGAAGCUGAGGAAUCGGAAGAUGAUGAUCCUAAUUAUGUCAGAGCUUCCGAUAAGGUGGAAGAUGAAUUUCUGAAACAGGCACAGAAUGCAGCAAGAGCUAAAACUUUGCGCGCAAAAUUCGAACAUUGGGAAACGACCGAUGGCAAAUCGACAAAUCAUAAUGUUGCAGAAAUGGAAAUUGCUCAAGGCACAGGUGAUCAAAAUAGUAUUGAAUCAGCCAGCAGCUUGAGGGCCCGUUUUGAGUCCUUGGGAUCACAAACCACUGAGAGUCCACGCACGCAGAAGGUUAAGGUCAAUAGAUUUGUGGAAAUUCAGUCGAAUUGCACGGAAGUUUGUGAGAGUUGUCAAAAAAAGGUUUAUCCUUUGGAAAAAGUCGAAACAAAUAACAAAAUAUUCCAUAAACAUUGUUUUCGAUGUCUGCAGUGUAAUUGUAUUUUAAGAAUGGAUACGUUUACAUUGAAUAAUGGAAAACUUUAUUGCAUACCACAUUUCAAGCAAUUAUUUAUUACGCGAGGGAAUUAUGAUGAAGGAUUUGGAGUUGAUCCACAUAAAAAUAAAUGGGCUUCAAAUGCCACAAAUUCACAACCAACACCAACGCCAAUUACUGUCUCAAAUGGCGAUCUGUGAUGCAUUUCUUUUUAAAUAAGCUUGGAUUCCAAACUUUUUUUUUAUUAGUAUUUUAUUGGUAAUAAUAAUAAUAAUUCGAUGCUUCCAAUUCAAAUUCUGCUCAAAUAUUAGUCGACAGAAAUUCAUUUUUUGUUUUGUUUUUUUUUUAUUUUGUUAAACAGUAAGUAUUGAUAUUAAAUUCACUUAAAUUGUGUAAGAUAUUAAUAAUGGAAAUAACUUACGGGUGCUUUAAAUCAAAAGCCAAGAAAAAAAGAAAAUGUUUGUAAAAAAAAAAAAAAGUUGAAUUUUGCGAGAGCACGUCGACUCUUCUAACUCGCGAUAACAACGAAAGUUUAUUUUUAAAUAGUGUAUUUAAGAAAUCGACUCAUAAAUAAUUUUCUAUUUUUAAUAAUACGACGAAAAUGGUAUCUUUUUUUAAAAAAAAAUUGGCUCUUGCGAUAUUAUAAAUAUAUAUAUUAUAUAUAUAUUUAAAAACAAAAUGCGUGCAAUAAAAUGUAAAGUAAAACAAAAGAUUUUCAAAAUUACAAUUUUAUAAAAAAAAAUUUUAUCCAGGGAGAAGAAUCUAAUGCGAAUUAAUAGGUUUUAAAUAACAAAAAAUUUUAUUUUAUUACAAAAUCUUUUGUUUGGGUGAAAAUAAUAAUUGUACCUUUUUUUCCGGUGGAAUUAUUAAAAUUAGGCCAGAACACGCUCGCAUUAAAUUUGUAUAUUAAUGUAUAUUUAAGACUUUUUAAUCAAAGCCCAAAACUCAAUUAGUUGACAAUUUUCCGUCACAAUUUCUUCUUGCCAAUUGAAAAAAAAAAACGGCUGUUCUUAAUUUUGAUUCACGGAUUUUUAUUUUUUUUUUUUUUGAAAACAAUAAUGACGGAUCAAUAAUUAAAACACAUUAUUUUAUAAACAUUGCGUUAAAUUCUUCGAGUUUAAAAUUUACUCAGGAAAGUAUAUAAUGAAAUGAAAUUUUGAACUUUUUUUUUUUCGUCACAAAGAGAAAAGAGUGACUCUAUUUUGUGCUGUUCUUUUUUAAAUUACGAUAAGUAUUAAUCAAAUAUCGAUGUUAUUUACAUGCUAAAAACUUAUAUAUUUCUUACUACGA